GUAAUCUCGUGCAAGCUCUGACCUGUGUCAAUAAAGAGAUUUUACUAUGCUUUAGAAGGAAUGAACACUAAAUAUCGGGAACAAAAUGUUGUUUGUGUUUUUGUGGAUUUUCUGGUUAUCUCCUGUCCUUGCCCAGUUAGAAUGGGAGCUCGUCACCAACGAAAGUAGCGUGUCUCCUCCGGGAAGAAGGGACCAUGCGAUGGGAUUUGUUACGAUGGGCAAUUCGAGUUACCUGAUUUUGUUUGCUGGACGAUCGCACUCGAAUCAACCCAUGUAUGAUACGUGGAUUCUUGAAAUGCAAGAUAAUACAAUAGUACGAAUAUGGAGAAAUGUUACCAAGAGCACGCAUCCCCCUGCUAGAUUCAGUAUGGUGUAUGGAUCAGGCGAUGGCUAUUUUUAUAUUGCCACCGGCGAGGGAGUAAAUCGACAGUAUUUCAAUGAUAUUUGGAAAUUUGACACUAGAACAGAAGAGUGGACAGAAUUGGGUGGGACAGCGAUGCACAAAGGGUUAAAUGUGACGGAUGUGUUCCACCCCCAGCCUCGAUAUGGAGCUGCAGGAGGUAUAUUCCCUGGAGGAUCCAAGUUUUUUGUUCAUCAGGGAUUUUCGGAUACCAGACACUUUGACACUCUCGUUUUUGACGUCAACACAAUGGAAUGGAAUAUUGUUGACUGUAAGGCAGGCCAGUGUAAUCCCUACACCCCUUAUUAUCCCCACGCCAGAUGUCUACACGCAGGGACAAUUCUAGAUCCUAACAAACUGGUCAUCUUUGGUGGCUGUUUAUCCGGAGGGGGGACGGGAGGGGAAUGUCCGUCAGGAGACACCUGGAUACUUGAUUCCCAGACGCUGACCUGGACAGAGUACGCCAGUUGUCCAGUACCAAGACUUUAUGGGAGCAUGGCUAUGUUACCCUCCUGGAGUGGUCAGAGUAGGGUGCUACUGUACGGAGGAAUGGAAGACGCACCCCAAGUUAUACAGACAACCAGAUCGCCACCUGAUUUGGUAGGGUUGUUUGAUCCGUUAACAAGAACGUGGUCUCUACACAAGACAAGCUCCAAGCAUUCCUUUCCUGUGUCAAGAGCAUCGGUUGCCAUGGUGACAGGACACGACGGAAUCUUUUUGUUUGGAGGAUAUGACCUUGAUAGUGGAUCUUUGUUGGGAGAUCUGUGGUUGCUACGUGGCGACGCCUACAAUGCCCAGAACACGGAUACAGUCGGCUGCUCCGGUUCCUUCACUAACUUCAUUCUGGCCCACGGAUGUCUAAUGGUGAUAGGGUGGGGGAUAUUUACCGUGUGGGGAGCCUUUAUUGCUAGAUACGCCAAAUCAUCAGGAAAGACCUGGUUUUAUCUACACGUUAUUUUACAAGUUACAGGUCAGCUGUGUAGCAUAGCCGGAUUCAUCAUGGCGGUGUUCUCUGUCCAGUUUCAACACUUUGGAUUCGCUCAUGGAAUCAUUGGCCUAGUGGUAGUGAUACUGGGCAUUCUUCAGCCAAUCAAUGCCGUAUUUCGUCCCCUACGUCCGAAACCUUACUGUAGGAAAUCAUUCCGCCGCAUUUUAUGGGAAUUUGUGCACCAUUUUGGUGGAACGUCGGCCAUUUUAAUGGCUCUAGCUAACAUAUCUCUGGGUGUGUUCGUGGCGAAUACUCGCUCAGUGGCAUGGGUUGUCUGGUUUGUUUACUUAAGUAUCGUUGUUGCUGUAAUCUUUGUAUCUCACGUCGCCCAGGAAUGUCUAGAAAAUAGGAGAAAGCCAAAGCAAUUCUUUGAACUCGUCCGGGGAUCAGAUCAAAGCAUUCAUAACUACAAACCAAAAAUGGCGGAAGGAAAUGUGUAAUAAUGCAUGCAUAUCUUUAUUUACAUGUUUGUUGGUUAUUGUAAUAAAUAGAGCAAUAUAAACAGAAUACUUUUUUU
Messenger RNA from Saccostrea cuccullata (small rock oyster), 1905 nucleotides. RefSeq lists its product as uncharacterized. Bases 86 to 1828 code for a protein of 580 amino acids. The transcript is spliced from 12 exons. Gene Ontology annotation, molecular function: protein binding. NCBI's taxonomy places the organism in Eukaryota, Metazoa, Mollusca, Bivalvia, Ostreida, Ostreidae. The record is from RefSeq and is a predicted model, not a curated record.